AUGGAAGUGAACCACAAGCUUCUGCAAGAAGAACGAGGAGAGCAGGGUCCACUAUGCAAAGAUCCUGUGUGGUUCCGUCGAAUAGUAGGUAGACUGGUGUAUUUAACUAUUACUCGUCUGGACUUGAGCUACUCUGUGCACAUACUGUCUCAAGUGAUGCAUAAGCCACAGGAGGAGCAUUGGAAUGCUGCGAUGAGAGUUAUACGCUACUUAAAGGGAAGUCCUGGUCAAGGUAUUAUGCUUAGAGCUGAUAGUGAUUUCCAGAUACGAGCGUUUUGUGAUUCUGAUUGGUGUGGAUGUCCACUGACGAGAUGCUCACUUUCAGCUUACAUGGUGUUGUCGGGAAACUCGCCGGUGGCGUGGAGAACCAAGAAGCAGGAUACGGUUUCCCACUCCUCUGCUGAGUCUGAAUAUAGAGCGAUGUCGGAUGUGUUGAAGGAACUUAAGUGCAAGUCAGCCAUCUACAUUGCUGCGAAUCCGGUGUUUCACGAGCGUACGAAGCAUGUUGAGAAAGAUUGUCACAGUGUGAGAGAUGCGGUAAAAGCUAAGCUGAUAGCGACGCGGCAUGUUAGGACGAACGAGCAGCUAGCGGAUAUUCUGACAAAAGCGUUGGGAAGCUCUGCAUUUCAUUACUUGUUGUCCAAGCCCGGAGUGUGCAAUCCACAUGCUCCGACUUGA
Messenger RNA from Brassica oleracea var. oleracea, 678 nucleotides. RefSeq lists its product as uncharacterized. The coding region runs from base 1 to 678 and encodes 225 amino acids. The transcript has 2 exons. The record is from RefSeq and is a predicted model, not a curated record. Lineage: Eukaryota; Viridiplantae; Streptophyta; Magnoliopsida; Brassicales; Brassicaceae.